Messenger RNA from Lolium perenne, 532 nucleotides. Lineage: Eukaryota; Viridiplantae; Streptophyta; Magnoliopsida; Poales; Poaceae. The record is from RefSeq and is a predicted model, not a curated record.
AUGACGUUAUCCCUGGCACUUUCGUGUAUUCGCCGGCGAGACCCUCUGGUCUCGUGUCUUUCGUCUGCCUCUCGCUUCCUUCCCCAAUUGACCAGAACGCUGUCUCCUGCAAGCGCCGCCGCCGCGCCACCUCGCCGCCACCCUCCGGCCACCCCAGCAUCUCCGUCCCCGCCCCAUCUCCAGCCCCGCGUUGGCGCCUCACCAGCACGUGACCACGUUCCAAUUCCGGCCAGAUAUGCCACGCCACCGCCCGAUCUGCAACGCCGGCAGCCUCAACGCUUGCAGAAACCGGUCGAAGGAUUGAACCAGGCUACUCGCAACCGGCGACUUGCCAGAGUCACGAUGACAGCCGAAUCUGAAGAUGAGCUGAGACAAUAUGUUCAUGAGGAUGAGCUGAAUAUACAUGUGCCGCAUUUUCUCUAUUUGGUCUAUAUGGUCGUGACCGAAGACCGGACCGAAAAGACCGAAGACCGAAUACAGAAAGACCGAAAAGACCGAAGGUAUUUUGGGUAGUAUUUCUGGAUGACCGAAA